Messenger RNA from Physeter macrocephalus (sperm whale), 3175 nucleotides. It is a transcript of the gene SLMAP, whose product is annotated as sarcolemma associated protein. Gene Ontology annotation, molecular function: protein binding. The coding region runs from base 20 to 2620 and encodes 866 amino acids. Gene Ontology annotation, cellular component: acrosomal membrane. The transcript has 24 exons. NCBI's taxonomy places the organism in Eukaryota, Metazoa, Chordata, Mammalia, Artiodactyla, Physeteridae. The record is from RefSeq and is a predicted model, not a curated record. Gene Ontology annotation, biological process: single fertilization; acrosome assembly; protein localization to plasma membrane.
CACCCCAAGUCUGUCCUCGAUGCCGUCAGCCUUGGCCAUCUUCACUUGUCGCCCGAACUCACACCCGUUUCAGGAGCGUCAUGUCUACCUGGACGAGCCUAUUAAAAUCGGCCGCUCGGUGGCCCGCUGUCGACCAGCGCAGAAUAAUGCUACCUUUGAUUGCAAAGUGCUGUCAAGGAACCAUGCUCUCGUCUGGUUUGAUCACAAGACGGGCAAGUUUUAUCUCCAAGACACUAAAAGUAGUAAUGGUACCUUUAUAAAUAGUCAGAGAUUGAGUCGAGGCUCUGAAGAAAGUCCACCAUGUGAAAUUCUUUCCGGUGACAUUAUCCAGUUUGGGGUAGAUGUGACGGAGAACACACGGAAAGGUACGGUUACCCAUGGGUGUAUUGUUUCCACAAUAAAACUUUUUCUACCAGAUGGUAUGGAAGCCCGGCUCCGCUCAGAUGUCAUCCAUGCUCCAUUACCAAGUCCUGUUGACAAAGUUGCUGCUAACACUCCAAGUAUGUACUCUCAGGAACUCUUCCAGCUUUCUCAGUAUCUUCAGGAGGCCUUACAUCGGGAACAGAUGUUGGAACAGAAGUUAGCCACGCUUCAGCGGCUACUAGCCAUCACCCAAGAGGCUUCAGAUACCAGUUGGCAGGCUUUAAUAGAUGAAGAUAGACUCUUAUCACGGUUAGAGGUUAUGGGAAACCAAUUACAGGCUUGCUCCAAAAAUCAAACAGAAGAUAGUUUACGGAAGGAACUUAUAGCGUUACAGGAGGAUAAACACAACUACGAGACGACAGCCAAAGAGUCCCUGAGGCGGGUUCUUCAGGAGAAAAUUGAAGUGGUUAGAAAACUUUCAGAAGUUGAGCGAAGUCUGAGUAAUACUGAAGAUGAAUGUACCCACCUGAAAGAAAUGAAUGAACGGACUCAGGAAGAAUUAAGAGAAUUAGCCAAUAAAUAUAAUGGAGCAGUUAAUGAGAUUAAAGAUUUAUCUGAUAAAUUAAAGGUAGCAGAGGGAAAACAAGAGGAAAUCCAACAGAAGGGACAAGCUGAGAAAAAAGAAUUACAACAUAAAAUAGAUGAAAUGGAAGAAAAAGAACAGGAGCUCCAGGCAAAAAUAGAAGCUUUGCAAGCUGAUAAUGACUUCACCAAUGAAAGGCUAACAGCUUUACAAGUACGGUUAGAACAUCUUCAAGAGAAAACUCUUAAAGAAUGCAGCAGCUUAGGGACACAAGUUGAUGACUUCUUACCUAAAAUAAAUGGGAGCACAGAAAAAGAGCACUUGCUUUCAAAGAGUGGCGGGGACUGCACUUUUAUUCAUCAAUUCAUAGAAUGCCAGAAGAAGCUGAUCGUUGAGGGGCAUCUAACCAAAGUGGUAGAAGAAACAAAGCUUUCAAAAGGUUCGUUUUCUGUGGGUUUCUGUGGCAUUUUUCUGUGGGUUUUGACAACUCUUUUGGAUAAUGAAGAGAACCAGGCAAGAGCAAAGGAAUCUGAUUUGUCAGAUACUCUGAGUCCAAGCAAGGAGAAAAGUAGUGACGACACUACAGACGCCCAAAUGGAUGAGCAAGACCUAAAUGAACCCUUUGCUAAAGUGUCCCUCUUAAAAGAUGACUUGCAGGGUGCACAGUCAGAAAUUGAGGCAAAACAAGAAAUUCAGCAUCUUCGGAAGGAAUUGAUUGAAGCCCAGGAACUAGCUAGAGCAAGUAAACAAAAAUGCUUUGAACUUCAAGCUCUUUUGGAAGAAGAAAGAAAAGCCUAUCGAAAUCAAGUUGAGGAAUCCACUAAACAAAUACAGGUUCUUCAAGCCCAACUGCAGAGGUUACACGUCAAUAUUGAGAAUCUCCGGGAGGAGAAGGACAGUGAAAUCACAAGCACUCGAGAUGAAUUGCUUAGUGCCCGAGAUGAAAUUUUACUCCUUCAUCAAGCAGCAGAAAAGGCUGCCUCCGAGCGGGACACUGACAUUGCUUCUCUACAAGAAGAGCUUAAGAAAGUGCGAGCUGAGCUUGAGCGGUGGCGGAAAGCAGCAUCUGAAUAUGAGAAAGAAAUCAUGAGUUUGCAAACUACUUUUCAGCUUCGAUGUCAGCAAUGUGAGGACCAGCAGAGAGAAGAAGCAACGAGGCUACAGGGUGAACUAGAGAAGUUGAGAAAGGAAUGGAAUGUAUUGGACGCCGAAUGCCGUUCUCUAAAAAAGGAAAAUGUUUUGCUAUCAUCAGAACUGCAGCGGCAAGAAAAAGAAUUGCACAAUUCUCAGAAGCAGAGUUUAGAGCUUACCAGUGAUCUCAGCAUCCUGCAGAUGACUAGGAAAGAGCUUGAGAAUCAAGUGGGAUCCUUGAAAGAACAGCAUCUUCGGGAUUCAGCUGAUUUAAAGACUCUUCUCAGUAAGGCUGAAAACCAAGCAAAGGAUGUACAGAAAGAGUAUGAAAAGACACAGACUGUACUGUCAGAACUGAAGUUGAAGUUUGAAAUGACUGAGCAGGAAAAACAAUCAAUCACAGAUGAGCUCAAACAAUGUAAAGACAACCUGAAGCUGCUCCGAGAGAAAGGAAAUAAUCCUUCCAUAUUACAGCCCGUCCCAGCCGUAUUCAUCGGCCUAUUCCUGGCUUUCCUGUUUUGGUGUUUCGGUCCAUUGUGGUAGAGAAAGAAACCCUGGCCCUGGAUGCCCAUGUUGGCUGCCCUGGUUGCGGUGACAGCCAUCGUGCUGUACGUGCCAGGUCUGGCUAGAGCUUCUCCAUGAGAGCGUUUCUUGAGUCCGUACACCGUCCUCCCUCUAGAAGCUGGCACCACACUUAUGCUGGGGACAAACAGAACCAUUUUCUUCCUUUUUACCUCUUAAAACAGCAGAAGUGCAAGAAUACAGCUGUAGGGUCAUUGCUUUAAAUUAUAUAAAAUGUAUCUGUCUAUAAAGAGGAUAUAAAAUUGUGACUUUAUUCUACUGUAAGCAAUAAUUUGCUUGCAAUUUUUCAUGUAAUUUUUAAAUUAGUAUGUUGAAAUUCUGAAUAUUAUGGUGGCCUAAAGUAGGCUUCUUGGUACACCAAAUUAUUUAUAACAUUAAAUUUAUGGGUAUUUUACUCUGAAUUCUAAUGGCCAGAUAAUUCAUUUUUUUGAUUCGAUAACUACCCAAACCAAACAACUGAUACAUACAUGGGAAGAGAGGCCCUGUGUGCUCAGUGCCUAUCAGUUUGAAUAUAUA